Peromyscus eremicus (cactus mouse) is the source of this 1754-nucleotide messenger RNA. RefSeq names its product coagulation factor II, thrombin (gene F2). Gene Ontology annotation, molecular function: calcium ion binding; serine-type endopeptidase activity. Bases 27 to 1553 code for a protein of 508 amino acids. The record is from RefSeq and is a predicted model, not a curated record. Gene Ontology annotation, cellular component: extracellular region. The transcript has 10 exons. Gene Ontology annotation, biological process: blood coagulation; proteolysis; platelet activation. Lineage: Eukaryota; Metazoa; Chordata; Mammalia; Rodentia; Cricetidae.
UGUGUAUCUCCGUAGGUCGUUGUGCUAUGGAUCUGGGCACGAACUACCUUGGGACCGUGAACGUCACCCACUCCGGUAUCGAGUGCCAAUUAUGGCGGAGCCGCUAUCCACACAAGCCUGACAUCAACUCCACCACCCAUCCUGGGGCCAACCUGGAGGAGAAUUUCUGCCGCAAUCCAGACAGCAGCACCAAGGGACCCUGGUGCUACACCACAGACCCCACUGUGCGAAGAGAAGAAUGCAGUGUUCCCGUCUGUGGCCAGAAGGACCGUACCACUGUGGAGAUGACUCCUCGCUCUGGAGGUUCCAAGGGGAAUCUGUCACCUCCACUGGAGCAGUGCGUCCCUGAGCGCGGCCGGCUGUACCAGGGGAACCUGGCUGUGACGACACUUGGGUCCCCCUGCCUGGCCUGGGCCAGCUCGCCAGCCAAGGCCCUGAGCAAGUACCAGGACUUCGCCCCGGAGGUGAAACUCGUGGAAAACUUCUGCCGCAAUCCAGACGGUGAUGAGGAGGGCGUGUGGUGCUAUGUUGCCGGGCAGCCUGGUGACUUCGAGUACUGCAACCUCAACUACUGCGAGGAGGCGGUGGAAGAGGAGAGUCAGGAUGUGGAGGAGUCCAUCGGGGGGCGCACCACCGACGGGGAGUUCCACACCUUCUUCGAUGAGAAGACCUUCGGCAUGGGGGAGGCAGACUGUGGCCUUCGGCCUCUGUUCGAGAAGAAGUCGCGAAAAGACGAAACGGAAAAGGAGCUUCUUGACUCUUACAUGGAGGGGCGCAUCGUGGAGGGCUGGGACGCUGAGAUGGGUAUCGCCCCCUGGCAGGUGAUGCUCUUCCGGAAGAGUCCCCAAGAGCUGCUGUGUGGGGCCAGCCUCAUCAGUGACCGGUGGGUCCUCACCGCCGCCCACUGCCUUCUGUACCCACCCUGGGACAAGAACUUCACUGAGAACGACCUUCUGGUACGCAUUGGCAAGCAUUCCCGCACCAGGUAUGAGCGGAACAUUGAAAAGAUCUCCAUGCUGGAAAAGAUCUACAUUCACCCCAGAUACAACUGGCGAGAGAACCUGGACCGUGACAUUGCCCUGCUCAAGCUCAAGAAGCCCGUGCCCUUUAGUGACUAUAUUCACCCCGUGUGCCUGCCGGACAAGCAGACAGCAGCCAGCUUGCUCCAGGCUGGGUAUAAAGGGAGGGUGACAGGCUGGGGCAACCUUCGGGAGACAUGGACCACCAGCAUCAGCGAGAUACAGCCCAGCGUCCUGCAGGUGGUGAACCUGCCCAUUGUAGAGCGGCCGGUGUGCAAGGCCUCCACCCGGAUACGCAUCACUGACAACAUGUUCUGUGCUGGUUUCAAGGCAAAUGACACCAAGAGAGGCGAUGCUUGUGAAGGCGACAGUGGGGGACCUUUUGUCAUGAAAAGUCCCUAUAACAACCGUUGGUAUCAAAUGGGCAUUGUCUCAUGGGGUGAAGGCUGUGACCGGAAUGGGAAAUACGGCUUCUACACACACGUGUUCCGCCUGAAAAAGUGGAUACUGAAAGUCAUUGAACGAUUUGGAUAGAUAAGGGGGCAUCCAUAAUAUGGGAUCCUCAUUGCAAAAUCACAGAAACCAGUCAAAAUAUUUUUGUGGUUUGUUUAUGUUCUCAAUAAAAGUGACUGUUAGUAAGUCUCUGUGUGCCCAGUGCUGUUGAUGGGCUACUCUCUGGACUGGACUCUGGAAGAGGCAGUAAUGCUGCUGGACAGAUGGAGCUGCAACUAUUAU